AGCCAGCGAAGGGCACAGUUUGACGCCUCGUCUCAACACCUGUAUAUGGAAUACCCUCCCUUCGCAUAGCCUCAGCUACGGCAGCAGUCCACCCUUACCCAAAAUUCUCUCGGUGGCUCGUAGCAGACUAUAUACUCGAUCCGUUCCUUCGUCGCAGACCUCCUCCUACCUGCCAGUCCUAUGUCGGUGUAACAUGUACGGAUAAGAUGUCGGCUACGCUAUUCCUCGACAAGCCACUCCUCAAGGUCAGUCGCCCGGUAGCUGCCUGCUCGCGAUGUCGAACAGCCAAGAUCAAGUGCGACGGGAAGCUCCCUGCCUGCUCCGCAUGUGAAAGAGUGGGCAAGUCCGACACCUGCUCCGGCGCAAGUGAUGAGUUCGCUCGCGGUAAAGAGCGAAGCUAUGUUGCCUCCCUGGAGGGGUACUGUGAAAGGCUGGAGAAGAAGAUCGCGGAGCUCCGCCAUCUGAAGACAUCGCUCUCCGUCGACAAUAGGGGAAUCGCACACCAGAACUCUAUCACCUCAAUAACAUCGUCGGAAUCCGCGGUCCAGGGUCCGAACAAAGAAGUCUCGGAUAUUGAUGAUCUGGUCGGAGACUUCGGAUUCCUGUCAGUGAAUGCCACCUCGAGAGACUUCCACGGAAUCACUUCGAGCACCUCUUUCGCGAACCUCCUCCUCUCCCUCUCACUCGCCGAACCGCUACCCAAACAAUCCUUACGACCGUUACCACCACGCCACGAGAUAACCCACCUCCUCCAGCAUUACUUCGACACGAUCUAUGUCCAACUUCCAUUUUUCGCAGAAACCAGCUUUUGGACCGCGGUCGAUGCGGUGUAUCAGUCCGGCGGUCGGUUCGCCAAGCCGUUCGACCAUUGGAUAGUAUAUACGGUGUUGGCCACGUCCUCCGCGUCGUUAUCCUACGAGACAGGCGAUGAGAGCCACCAGGAUGCUGUGUCAUACGUCGCCCAGGCCCUGCAGAGGGCGGAAGAUGUGCUUCGGCCGGGAUCCAUCUUUGGUAUCCAGGCGAUCAUGCUUCUCGCUCAAUAUUCGCUAUUCGAUCCACAACACUUCCGCAGUUGGUUCCUGGUCGGUAUGGCUGUCAGAGUCAUGGUCGAUCUAGGUCUGCACCAGGACCCUCCAGUAGAGGUGCAAUCCUCGACCAAACAACUCGACCUGCGUCGCCGCAUAUUACAUUGUCUCUACUCGUUAGACAGAGGCGCAAGCACCGUCUUCGAACAGCCAUUCUCCUUCUCCGACCAAUCAGUCAACGUCGCCCUCCCUUCCACGAGCGCAGGCACCACGCUCAGCGAGCAAAGCCACCUCUUCCUGCGCAGCUCCGAGCCCGCGUGGCACCUGGUUAAGAUCCGCCAGAUCCUCUCGGAAGCAUACUCAAGAAAGUACUUCCACGGCCACGAGACAUGCUCGCUGACCGCGAAAUCCACGUGGGCGCUCGGCGCAGAAGCCUAUGAGUGGUUCGAGAGCAGGCCGACCACGGCGCCGAGCCACUUCGCGGUCCUGUACAAGCUGGAACUCCUGUACACGGUAGUGAUGAUCCUCGCGCCGACCGACGAACCCCCGGCCGCCGCCGUCGGAGACUACCGCAACGUGGUCCUCUUCGAGCGCAGCAUGCAGUAUCUGAGCCAGAUACAGGAGGCGCUGCGCAACCCGGCGUGGACCUCGUUCAUCACGUUCUGGGACAUGCACCGCGCGGUGCAGGCGACCCGCCGCUUCACGCGCGAACUGACCGAGAACCACGACCUGCCGCUCAGCCCCUCGGCGCCGGUGCUGCCGCCUAUCCCGCCUGAGACGCCGGCUGCCCUCGUUCUCGACAGCGAGGACUGCCUCAACUUUUACGCUCGCGCCACCGCCUGCCUGUCCGACAUCCACUGCAUCCUGCGUUUCGGCCUGCGCAAGUGGGGCCCCGACCCCGUUUUCGAGGAGUUGCAGCGCCUGUCUGAGUCCAUCCAGCGCCGGCUGAUCUCCUCACCCCCCGCAUAUCUGACGGGCGCGGGCGCGGGCGCGGGCGCGUACAUGCCCGGCUACUCCUCAAUUGUCCCGGCGGGAUCCGGGUAUGCGGGGUAUGAUCUGGGGUAGAGGUAGAAUUUGGUGUGGAGGCUGUCUGCCAUGAUGUAUG
Messenger RNA from Aspergillus homomorphus CBS 101889, 2130 nucleotides. RefSeq names its product Zn(II)2Cys6 transcription factor. The transcript is spliced from 4 exons. Bases 207 to 2090 code for a protein of 627 amino acids. Gene Ontology annotation, biological process: DNA-templated transcription; positive regulation of transcription by RNA polymerase II. The record is from RefSeq and is a predicted model, not a curated record. Lineage: Eukaryota; Fungi; Ascomycota; Eurotiomycetes; Eurotiales; Aspergillaceae. Gene Ontology annotation, molecular function: DNA-binding transcription factor activity, RNA polymerase II-specific; sequence-specific DNA binding; zinc ion binding.